GCCUCCAGUAUUGAAUUGACACCAGGAAUCAGGGAGAUCAGGAGUACAGUAGCACUGAAUUUCCAGUAGCCAUCACUCCCAGAGUCCAGAGUCAGCGAGAGCGCUCGGCACGGCAAGCCGGCCAACCACCAUGGCCGCGGCGGCUCUCGCCCUCCUCCUGCUGGUCCUCCUCCCUGCCCACCAGGCCCUCGCCACGGCGGCCGGCGACGCGCACCCGGGCUACGCCGGCGCGGAGGCCGACACCUGCGGUGCGGCCCGCCACGGCCCGGCGCUGGAGGAGUACGGCGGCGGGCGCAUCUUGGACAUCACGCACGCGUACCGGCCGGCCAUGCCGGCGUUCGCGACCGGUGCGACGGUGGGGCCCCUGGUGCGGCUCAAGGCGUCCAUGGAGGAAGGGUCCGAGUACAACCUGUCGGAGCUCCGGAUGGAGUGCCACAUGGGCACCCACGUCGACGCGCCCGGCCACAUGAACCAGGAGCACUUCGCCGCCGGCCUCGACGUCGACAAGCUCGACCUCGACGUCCUCAACGGUCCUGCCUUGCUGAUCGAUGUUCCAAGACACACGAAUAUAACAGCUGAAGCAAUGAAAUCCCUAAAUAUACCGAAAGGUGUUCGUCGAGUUCUCUUCAGAACACUGAACACAGACAGGGGGCUCAUGUGGAAGCCAGCUGGUGACCUGAGCUAUGUUGGAUUUACAGAGGAUGGUGCACAGUGGUUAGCUGACAAUACCGACAUCAAGCUAGUCGGGAUUGACUAUAUAUCAGUUGCUUCGUUUGAUCACUUGAUCACUGCUCAUUUGGCCUUUUUCAAAAACGCGGAUAUCAUCAUAGUCGAAGCCCUGAAACUAGACAACGUCAACACUGGACUAUACAUGCUGCACUGCUUACCUCUAAGACUGGUUGGGGCCGAGGGUUCACCAAUUAGGUGCAUUCUUAUCAAGUGAUCACUUCGCUUCUGCUCUGGCUGAAGGCUGCGAUGUAUCGUACCCACAUAUGCUACAUCCUCGCUACUGUUCUCGGUGCACAGUUUCUGUAAAAAGAAAACGCCUCAUGUCACAUAUAUAUGUUUGUACUGUCAAAUCAACAAUGAAAAUUAGUAUUACUACAAGUCUGUGGUGCAAGACCAAACCUAUAGUGAAUUAGGGCAGCCUGCUUGCUCUGCCAAUGCUGUGUUGUGUGCCUGUAAUGGUGUGACCCAUGUUGAACCACAUGAACUGAGCAGUUUAUAAGUACAUUUUGCUCUCAGGUGAUUUCUGCAA
Molecule: messenger RNA, 1258 nt
Organism: Lolium perenne
Lineage: Eukaryota; Viridiplantae; Streptophyta; Magnoliopsida; Poales; Poaceae
Product: cyclase-like protein 1
Molecular function (GO): arylformamidase activity
Source: RefSeq, a predicted model, not a curated record